AUGUAUGUACCUAGAGUGCAUACAUUCUACAAAUCUGUCUUCGGGAUUAAGAAACCUCUACGAGUAUUCUACCUAAAUCUACCCUACUGUACUCCACUAACCUCUGGUUUAGCAUCAAAUCCCCAUAACUACAUUAUCAAGCAUAAUCCCGCCCGACCGCCUUACAAUGCCCGAAAAAUACCAGAUGAUUUGUCAGACUACACGGUUAAGGACAUGCCUACGCACUUAUCACCCAACCAUCCAUCGAAAGUGAGAGCCACCAUCAUCGACACCGAAAGCAAGCGAGGUUUGAACUGGUACUCUACAUAUGCACGAGCUCAAAUAUUGACUGAGUUAGUGAUCUGGAAUAUGUAUUCGUAUAUCCCAGGUUAUCUGACCCUGACACCUGUCAGGGCUCACCCAGUUUCGGGAAGUCCGCCAAUAGAAAUCCUCGGAGACGUUGAAUUCGGAAACAUCAAAUACUCGUUUGCCUUGUCGGUGGACCAGAAGUGA
This is a messenger RNA of Morchella importuna, 492 nucleotides long. RefSeq lists its product as uncharacterized. The record is from RefSeq and is a predicted model, not a curated record. Bases 1 to 492 code for a protein of 163 amino acids. NCBI's taxonomy places the organism in Eukaryota, Fungi, Ascomycota, Pezizomycetes, Pezizales, Morchellaceae. The transcript has 7 exons.